AUGGACGUGCUGAAAUUGACCGGUGUCUUUGCAACUAUCAAAUGUAUUCAGUGCUUGAUAGCUUUGCUGGCUCCUAAUAUACAGUUCGAUACAUCCACCGCACUAUUUUUGAAGAAAUUCGCUAGCCAAGAAGAUAUCAACAAUUGGUGGAAUGCACGAUUCUGGAACAAGUUAGUGGGAUGGGACGCUGUGUAUUUCUUGAAAAAUGCCAUGCAGCCAAAUUCGCAGCCAGAGUAUGAGCACGAAAACGCGUUUUCUCCAUUGUGGAGUCAGAUGGUAAGAGAGGCGUGUCAUGGUGAUCUGAGCUUUUAUCAUGUUCUCAAAACUGGCGUUCUUCUCGAAAACAGCAUACACCUAGGCUCGGCAAUCUUGCUGUACUUUCUCACUCUAAAAACUUUCAAAACAAACACACUAGGUACGCGGGAGCGCCGCCAUUUAGCGUUCAAAAGUGCGGUGCUUUUCAUUGCGGGCAGUGGCUCGGGAUUCUUUUUGGGUCUGUAUUCUGAGCCUCUCUCGGCAUUUCUAACCUUUUUGGGACUCCUAAGUCGCGAAAUAUCUGUGAAAUAUGAUCUACAUGGCAAUCUGGUGGUGCCAUGGUAUAAAUGGCCCGUAUACACACUUCUCUCUGCAACUUGUUUCACAGCCGCAUUUGCAGUCAGACCGAAUUGCAUCCUUCUGGGUCUUUUCUACAUCUUUGACCUGUACAAACUUUUGGUAUCAAGGAACUAUGGUAAAGCACUCUUCAUGCCAUUUUUGAGUGGCCUCAGCAUGUUCAGUUUCUUCAUCUAUUAUCAUUACUACGCUCCCUAUCAGACAUAUUGUCCUUCUAGAGGGGCGUGGUGCUCAAAAAAAAUCUUGAAUCUUCCUCUCAGCUAUCAAUCAAUCUACAACUUCAUUCAAGGUCAAUAUUGGAAUAACGGUUUCUUGCGUUACUGGACGCUGAACAACGUUCCAAACUUUAUUAUCGGCCUACCGAACGUCAUUACCUUAUGGUUUUCUGCCAUUUACUUUUCCCACCAAUAUCCCUGUUCGAAUCUCAAACCUUUGGUGCUCAUAACAAGACUACUGUUAAUCAUUUUGGUUCUUUUCGCGCAUAUUCAGAUCAUCAACAGGGUCUCAUCUUUCAUACCUCUUCAUUUGUGGUACAUUGCACAUCGUCACAACCGCCUAAAUUCUAUGAAGGGAAAGAAUAUCAAGGGCGACGACAGACUUGUUAGACUUUACGUCAUUUGGAUAAUAUUUUGGCUUCCUCUUCAAACUGCGCUGUUUGCCUCUUUUCUUCCUCCAGCGUGA
This is a messenger RNA of Lachancea sp. 'fantastica', 1293 nucleotides long. NCBI's taxonomy places the organism in Eukaryota, Fungi, Ascomycota, Saccharomycetes, Saccharomycetales, Saccharomycetaceae. The record is from the annotation of a GenBank genome assembly.